UUCACCGUUAGUGUCAAUGCCAUGACAACGGUGAUGAGAAUACACGCUCGUGUGCGAUGUGGGACCUGAUCAACCGUUAACGGCCGUCGUCUGUUAAAGCAGUGAGAUGUCCUUGUUCAAGGCUCGUGACUGGUGGUCGGCGGUGCUGGCCGAGGGAGAGGAGUUUGACCAGGGCUGCUUGUGCGUCGGUGACGUCGACAACACUGGCAGUGGCUACGAUAAGGUGGUGGUGGGCAGCUACAUGGGCAUGCUCCGUGUCUUUGCCCCCCAUGCCAGCCACCCGGGCGAGGGCCCCGCGGCGGGCGCACAGCUGCUGGAGGUACAGAUGCAGGACCCCAUCAUCCAGGUGGAAGUGGGCAAGUUUGUCUCGUGCUCGGAGCUGCUCCACCUGGCCGUGCUGCACCCCAGGAAGCUCUCCGUCUACGCCAUGUCAGGCGUUGCCGGAAACGUGGAGCACGGUGACCAGUACCAGCUGCGUCUGGUCUACGAGCACAACCUGCAGAGGACAGCCUGCAACAUGACCUUCGGCCCUUUCGGAGGGGUCACGGGUCACCACUUCAUCUGCGUCCAGUCCAUGGAUGGCGUGCUGACGUUCUUCGAGCAGGACAGCUACGCCUUCGGACGCUUCCUGCCCGCCUUCCUGCUGCCGGGACCGCUGUGCUACUGCGCCCGCACUGAUGCCUUCAUCACCGUCUCUUCCACCCGCCAGGUGGAAUGCUACAGAUAUGAGACACUGGCGGUUGCCAUGGAUGCGGACACCCGUCAGGAUUUGGAGCAGCGGGGCAAGAGCUCUGGGAAGAGACUCACGGCCGACUGGACGCUGGUCCUGGGUGAACAGGCACUGGACAUCUGUGUCCCCUCCACCUCCCCUUCUGCCACCUCCUCCAUCUUUGUCCUGGGAGAGCGCAACCUGUUCUGUCUCCUGGACAACGGCCAGAUCCGCUUCAUGAAGAAGCUGGAGUACAGCCCCAGCUGCUUCCUCCCCUAUGCCUCAGUUGCCGAGGGUGUGACCAACCUCCUGCUGGGUAACCAUAACAACAUGCUACUGGUUUACCAAGACACAACCCUGAAGUGGGCGGCUCAGCUCAACAGCACGCCCGUGGCUGUUCGCGUCGCCAACUUCCCGGAGCUAAAGGGUUUGGUGGUGACCCUGAGCGCCAAGGGUCACCUGCUGUGCUCCUACAUGGGCACGGACCCCUCCUUCUUCACCGCGCCCAAGGUGGACGCCCGAGAGGUCAACUACGAGGAAGUGGAUGCGGAGAUGAAGGCCCUGCAGAAGGUCAUCCGCAGGGCCACCAAGAACCAGGACAUCAUCCCUAGACCUGAAACAGAGGCUGAUCUGACUGUGAUAGCAACGGUCUCCCCGACCUUGGAUGAUGUCUCGCAAGCGCUUAUCCCAGAAAUGAACGGCAUAGCUGUCCCUUCCGUUACAGUCAAGAUCAGAGUGAGCAGUCGCUCGGCUGUUCAGAGCCCCAAGAUGAGUGUGUGUGUGCAGCCCCCUCUGAUGGCCACCCAGGACCAGUUUGUGUUGGAGUCUCUGGGUAGCGUGUCUCAGUUAACGGUGGCGUUCUCAGUGUUUCUCAAUGGCCACUACACACCAGCUGACCUGACUGGACACAUAGCUGUGACCUACAGUUCUCCCACAGAACUGAAUCCUGUAGGGGUCCCACGGGUGAUUCAGUGCAAGUUCGCCUUGCCUCUGCUUCUGGUGUGCUGUCCCAGCCAAGCCUCCAAGAACGCCAAGUACAAGAUCACCGUGGACACAAACCAACCUCCCGUCAGCCUCAGCGAGGUCUUCCCAGAGUUUGCUCGGAUGCCCGAGGAUAAGGAGGGCAGUGCUCUGGGCUUUCAGCUUGUCGCUGGUGCCCGCCUCACUGCUCUUGCCUCCAGAUCGUCUCAACGUUACAGGAUCCAGAGCGAGACCUUUGAGGACAUUUGGCUGGUUGCUAAGGAACUGGUGCAGCGCCUCAACCAACACUUCACCAAACUCGGAGUCAAAGAUUUUCACAGUAGCUUCUCUGGCCCGAUCCCACUGCCUGAGUACUUUGACAUCAUGGACCACCACUUUGAACUGCGACUGACAGCAGGGCGCUACGAGGACCUGCUGUCUGAGAGAGCCGUCCAGUUCAGAGCCGUCCAGCGCCGUCUCCUCACACGCUUCAAAGACAAGACCCCCGCACCCCUGCACAACCUGGACACACUCAUGGAGGGCACGUAUCGCCAGGUGAUGGCGCUGGCGGACACGGCGGAGGCCAACCGGGCGGCGCUGGUGGAGGCCUUCUCUCGUCUGAGGAGCUCCACUCACCUGCUCAUCCUGCUGUUGUCACUGUGGCAGGGACUCGGCACCGAGCAGACCGCCAUACUGGACGCCACACUGUUGCCAGUGCUGCAGGACACACCGCAGCUGGGAUGGGAAGAGAGUGUGGACGCGGCCGUCUCUCACCUCUUGAGGACAUGUCUAUCGCGGAGUCCUAAAGACCAGGCCAUUGCCCUGAGCACAACACAGCUGAGCAUGCCCAAAGACACUUCACGCCUCAAAAAGCACAUCGCGCUACUCUGUGAUCGCAUUGGCAAGGGAGGUCGCUUGUCACUAUCUUCAGAGGCCAACACUCCAACCCCUGUCAUGAUGCAAGCUGCUUCUGAGGGAGUCCCAGAGCCCAUUGCUGAGGAAGAAGAGGAGCCCACUCUUCAUCAGGAGGCCACUGCCCGACUACUCAAGAAAAAUCCACCCUCCAAGAAGGUCCGGAGGAAGACAGACUCAUCGAAAGACACGAAGGAGAAGCAACCGGGGAAGGAAUCACUAAGGGAGUCAAGAGAGAGCAAGAUGGAGGAGGAGCAGGAGGAGGAGGAGAGGAGGAUGAGGAAAGGCCAAUCUGGAGGGGAGGCUGCGAAAGAAAAGACCCGAGUGUCCAAAAAGGCCUCAGAUAAGGCCAAGGACAAGAGGAGGGACCCUGAGGCAGGGGAGGGCUGACCGCUGACCACACACACA
Messenger RNA from Electrophorus electricus (electric eel), 2989 nucleotides. The record is from RefSeq and is a predicted model, not a curated record. Lineage: Eukaryota; Metazoa; Chordata; Actinopteri; Gymnotiformes; Gymnotidae.